Naegleria lovaniensis is the source of this 2328-nucleotide messenger RNA. RefSeq lists its product as uncharacterized. Gene Ontology annotation, molecular function: protein binding. The record is from RefSeq and is a predicted model, not a curated record. Bases 1 to 2328 code for a protein of 775 amino acids. The transcript has 3 exons. NCBI's taxonomy places the organism in Eukaryota, Heterolobosea, Eutetramitea, Acrasida, Naegleriidae.
AUGAGUCAAAAUGGUGGUGGAGCAGCUCUAAUCAAUGACCUUUCCUCGACAGCAUCAUCAUCGUCAUUGACAACAACAACCAUUUCAUCUUCAGCUCAUCCACAAGACAUGUCACAACCAACACUCGUAACUGUCAAUCAGACAAGAAGUAGUUUAAACGGAUGGACAGAACUCUUUGAUCCCAAUUAUCAACGAUUUUAUUAUCAUAAUCCGGAAUCGGGUGAAACAAGUUGGUACCAUCCCAGAGAUAAUCCAACUCUUCAAAAAUCAUCAUCAUCAUCACAACAAUUAUCCAACACAACUUCCACUUCUUCACAACCAUCCACAGAAUCAUCCAAGAAUCAUACUCUCACUUCUCAAUCAUCAUCACAAACACCCCUACUGCUCAUUCGUUCCAGUGAUCCAUUAUCUUACAACCAUGGUUCGACUCUUGAACUUUCCAUGAAAAACGAAGAACUUAAUUCUAGCACCAGCACCAGCAGCACUCCACUCACGAAUCGAAUGGGACAUUCCAAUUCGACAUCUUCAUUCCGAAAUCGACGAGGAGGUGUCAAUCCCGCCAGAGUGAGUGAUUCUGAAGUGAGUCGAACCGUGAGUACACUUGUGGUUAAUAAUAAUUCACAACAACAAGUGAAUACUUCUCCAUCAUCCGUAAUAUUGAGAAAAAACAAACCUUCUCCAACAACCCUCACGACGACGACGACGACCAGUACCAACUCGAAAAGGAAAUCGAAUCGUUUGUUGAGCUCCAUCUCCGAUCAAUACGAUACCUUGUUUGAACGAGUGGAGAAGAACAGCCGGACCACUACCACUACCACCACCACCGCUGUCGUCUGCUCUACAGGAAAUAAUUUCACUCCACUUCUUACUUUAUCCAAUGAUUCAUUCACCAUUAAGGACAAAUUCAUCAUUCUUCAUUUAUCUCAUUUAACUUGUGUGAAUUCCUCUUCAUCAUCAUCCUCUUCAUCAUCAUCAUUGCCUUUGUCAUCAUCCUCGUCCUCCUCAUGUAUUCAAGUCAUGGAACAAGAUUUGAAACAAUCUCCUCUUUUAUUUGCAUGUUUGAGAGGAGAUUUUCAAACCUUUACGGAUCUAUUGAGUCAACAACAAGUGGCAAGAUCGAAAGCAUUGAGUGAGUCAUUACCCAAUUCGAAAUUGAAUCCACUCCAUUUGGCAGUCUCUUCUGGAAAUAUUCAUUUGGUCAAGUAUUUGAUUUCAUGCAUUCAAAUGAAUAAGGAAGAAGAAAAAGAAUGUAUAUCAUUGAAUCAAACAGCAUUCAAUUCAUUGACUGCUCUUCAUAUUGCAUCAUUGUUUGGUUUAACACAAAUUGCCUACUUGUUAAUCGAAAGUGGAGCUGAUACCACUAUUGGAUGUCACAGCACGCCAUUGGCUCCUCCCUAUUUUCAACCCUUAUUAACAAAAUAUUUGACACGAGCUCGAGAUAUUUCUUCGAGUUUUUAUACUCCAUUUCUGUAUGGUGUUUUUGGAGGAAGUGUGGAAAUAUUGAUCAUGUAUGGAAAUUGUCAACAGAGUCAUGCAGUGAGUGUGGAACAGAAUCGAGAGGGAUUCAUGAUGGAUGCUUUAUCGUUGGCUUGUGUUUUGCAACAUGUGAAAAUGGUAGAGAUUAUGUUACGAGAGGAUUAUGUGUUUAAUUAUGAUGUGAAUUUUAUGGAUAAUAAUGGAAUGAGUCCAAUUAUGUUUUUGGCAUGGUCGAGUGGUAAUGCUGCAAUUUGUGGUAAACUCUUGGCAAAACAAGCGAAUCUAGUGGGUGUCAAUAGAGCCAAUGGUUAUUCAUGUCUGCAUUUUGCAAUUGCAGCUGGAAAUUAUGGUUUUAUCAAGAAAGUAUGUCGCUCCAAAGAAAACACUGAAGAGCUCGCCAUCCUCUUGCGUAUUCAUAAUCCAAAACAACCUCUAAAUGCUCUCCAAUUUGUGAACAGUAAGGAAAUUGAAUCGACCAUCUCUGCAGACAUUCGAAAAAAGAUUGAAUCCAUUUUAAAGUCGUAUGGGGCCACCGAAAAGACAGGUUUCAGUGAAAUUGUGAAGGAAGGUUAUUUGACCAAGCAAGGCCAUGUUGUGAAAAAUUGGAAAAAGAGAUGGUUUGUAUUGAGAGUGGGUGAAUUGCAAUAUUUCAAGAGUAUUCAGAAAUUGAAAGAGCCAACAGGAACCAUUAUUUUGCAAAAUGGAAGUGUUGCCAAAACCUUUACGAAAGGAUGUUUUGUAUUGUAUGAUUCUAGAAAUGACAAAAAGUACUUUAUUUUGGCUUCGUCUGAGGAGGAAAUGAACGAAUGGAUGGAGGCCAUUUCAUUCUGCAUUAACCAAGCUGGUGUGUAA